Molecule: messenger RNA, 939 nt
Organism: Desarmillaria tabescens
Lineage: Eukaryota; Fungi; Basidiomycota; Agaricomycetes; Agaricales; Physalacriaceae
Exons: 4
Coding region: 1-939 (312 amino acids)
Source: RefSeq, a predicted model, not a curated record
AUGAAAGCCUUCAUAAAAUGUAUAUUAGGUGUUCUCAGACUGGUAAAGGCAUAUUAUGGAUGCGUUGAAGCCCAAGGACGCAGUACACUUCACUGUCACAUGUUAGUUUGGCUAGAGGGAUCGUUGAAUCCCAAUGAAAUCAAGGACCGCAUUGACAGGCAGGGCGACAAAGAGUUCAGAGAUCGUCUGCUUUCAUUCUUAGAUGAUGCAAUCAGCAAUUAUAUACCAGACAUACCAGAAAAUUCGGUUCCCAUUCUUUCCGAUGGUUAUCAUGCAUCUGCCAUAAGGGGAGGCAUUGAUUUACUGAAUGAUCGUGGGGAAAGAGACCCUGCACUCUGCCAAAGAGAUCUGCAUAAUCUCGUAAAAGAUUGUCAGAUUCACUCACACAGUAAAACAUGUUUUAAGUAUUGUGGCGAUGGCGAAACCCAAGGUGAACUUUGUUUGAGAUGCCUGAAUGGAAUGGUGAACAACUUCAAUGAAACAAUCUUACGUGCGAUGAGGUGUAACAUGGAUAUCAAAUUCAUCGGAUCCGGUGCGUCUGCAAAGGCUGUCCUAUAUUAUAUCACUGAUUAUAUCACCAAAUCGCAACUUAAGACUCACAUCGCUUAUGCUGCUCUAGAGCUCUCUGUUAAAAAGUUGGGAGAAUACAAUCCCAACGAGGAUGAAAUCACUGUGAGAGCAAAGCAUUUGUUGCAGUAUUGUGCUUAUACUAUGUUAUCACAUCAAGAACUCUCUGGGCAGCAGGUCACGUCUUACCUAAUGGAUUUUGAGGAUCAUUUUACUAGUCACGAGUAUCAAGGUUUGUACUGGGGUUCUUUCGAGCAGUACAUUGAGAAACAAGAUCCGUCUCCAGAAUGCUCUCACUAUGCAAGUGGAUGCAUGCCCACAGAGUCCGGACGAACCCUCUAUAACCUUAGCGGAGGCAAUGGACAUAUUUGA